This is a messenger RNA of Numida meleagris (helmeted guineafowl), 3148 nucleotides long. Its product is annotated as C-C chemokine receptor type 8-like. Gene Ontology annotation, molecular function: chemokine receptor activity. Gene Ontology annotation, cellular component: membrane. Gene Ontology annotation, biological process: G protein-coupled receptor signaling pathway; chemotaxis; immune response. NCBI's taxonomy places the organism in Eukaryota, Metazoa, Chordata, Aves, Galliformes, Numididae. The record is from RefSeq and is a predicted model, not a curated record. The coding region runs from base 437 to 1570 and encodes 377 amino acids. The transcript is spliced from 4 exons.
CCGAGUGGCUUAUUGCAUCCCGGGUGCGUGACGGGACCGGUACCGCGUGCAGCACUAAGCGCGGGUGUGUGAGAAAUAUGGCCUGGAGGUGAACGCUGUGUUUAGAAAGCUGCUUUGGGUAUCUUCCUGUGGUUUGAGACACUGUGUUCUGAGGAAUCAUGAAUCAGUUGGCGCUUUGUUUGGCACCUGCUUUGAAGACGCAACGAAAUACACGUGUCUCGAAGUGCUGGCCUAGAAGCGUGAGCUUUUGCCUCUAAUAAGGCUGGCAAACCAAAGUGAGCGUGAAUUAAAGAGAAUGAACUGACUGUCUUGUGGGUUUAUACACCUUGAAUAUAACGUCUGUCACACAGAGGAAGAGGCACUUUGAGAUUCUCUGCUGUUAGGGUGAAGACCUUGCCGGUGACUCGGCGUUAAAACAUAAACUAAGUGCUGUAUUAUGGAUGAGGACCUGAGGAGCCUGCUGGCCGGAGGAAAGCAGGAAGACUUGCAGGUGGAUUACCAAUUGUCACCAGCAGUUAACUCCUCUGCAUCCUAUGAUAACAUGUACUACCCAGAACAGGACAUUGACUGUGACUUCGAAAGUAUUCCAGCAUUUGCAUCUGCAUUUUUUCCAGUGCUGUACUCCGUACUGUUUGUGAUUGGCCUCAUGGGAAAUGCUUUGGUUGUUUGGAUUCUAACGGUCUUCAAGAAGAUCAGGGCCAUGACUGACGUGUAUCUGCUGAACCUCGCCAUCUCUGACCUCAUCUUUGUCUUCUCCCUCCCUUUCCUGGCUCAGUACUCCCUGGUGAGCCAGUGGACUUUUGGCAACGCCAUGUGUAAAAUUGUCAGCUCUGCUUACUUCAUUGGUUUCUACAGCAGCGCCUUCUUCAUAACCAUCAUGAGCAUUGACAGGUACUUGGCCAUUGUGCACUCUGUGUAUGCCCUGCAGGUCCGGACGACCACCCACGGGAUCAUCGCAAGCCUGGCCCUUUGGGCAGUCGCCAUCUUAGCAUCAGCGCCAGACCUUGUGUUCUUCCAGGAAGUGGACGUCGAUAACAGGACAAUGUGCAUCCCUCACUACCCAGGCAGCGGCAAUGGCUGGAAGGUCUUCAGUAAUUCUGAAGUCAACAUCCUGGGGUGGCUGUUCCCUGUGAGCAUCCUCGUUUUCUGCUACUACAACAUCUUGAUAAACCUGCAGAGGUGCCGUACUCAGAACAAGUACAAAGCAAUGAAAUUGGUUUUUAUUGUCGUCAUUGUGUUCUUCCUGUUCUGGACCCCUAUCAACAUUGUGCUCUUCCUGGACUCUCUAAGGAACUUGCAUAUCAUCGAUGACUGCCAGACUAGCCAAAGGCUUGACCUAGCCCUGGAGCUGGCCGAGACACUCUCCCUCGUGCACUGCUGCCUCAACCCCAUCAUCUACGCCUUUGUUGGGGAGAAGUUCAAGAAGUAUCUCUGUGAGGCUUUCGGCAAAUAUGCCCAUUUUCUCUCGAUCUGCAAAGAACACAGUGCCUUCAACAGGCGCAGCACGGACAGAUGCACUUCUCUCUACACAGCGUCCUCACAAUCCUCUUUUGUUGGUAGUGUCUUGUAGAGCUGCAAGGCAGAAACUCCCAUACUUUAGGCUUCAUUUGAAACUGAGAAAUCCUCUCAGUUACUCAAUAAAAAUAGUCUUUCUGUUUCCUUAUAGGCAGAGGUUUCAGUGCACUGGCCUUUUAGCAAAGCAAGACUAGGAAAAAACGCAAUACCAGAGCAAGCUGUAGUGCACCUUGCUCUUUCGUGUGCUGCGAUACCAUUCUGAACAGGGACCUACAUGGACACCAUUCUGUCCUGUGGUUAGAAAAUGUAAAUGAGAACUUCAGACAUGGAAAAUGACACUGGGAAAUUCAUCAGCCACCCCCUGACCACCAGCUGAACAGUUUAUCAAAGAAGAUUUUUGUCUCCUUCACAGAGCAGUAUGGGGAUGCACUGUUCAGCCAACUUUUUAGGACAGGAGGUACCAGAAAAGUAGAAUCAUUUGCUUAAGCUUGCUUGUAUCAUGGUUCUCUUUGGGAUUCUUAUUUUUUAGCAUCUUUUUUAUCAGCUUCCUCCCUUUCCUGUAGCCCUUCCUGCCCUACCGGCUCUGUGGAAGUGAGGCUGAAAAAUUACCAGCAGAGUCCAGACAGGACAAAGAGGUGUGCUCUGUCCCUCCAGCACAGGACACAAUAUCCCUAAUGAAAUUACAAAAUCCUUGAAAGAUGGGAAGAGGCAGCCUCUCAAUGCAGAUAGGGUGUCAAGGUCACACCUAGGCAUUCCUCCACCUAGAUGUUGACAAAACACAUGUAUAAUAUUUAUUUUUUUUUAAUGCUUAUUUAAUUCUUCAUGCCUCCUGAGAGAGCUGCCCUCUGAGGGAGACAGUUCAUCACUACUUGCAGAGCUGGCUGCGACAUCCGUCUUAAAGGAAGAUGCCAAAUGUGUCCAUUAAAACAACUAACUUUCCCCCAUGAAAAGGUCACUGGUUUGCGUACUAAUACCUAACGGAUGAUGGUUAUGGCACUGGGACUGAAAGCCACUGCCUCCUGGUCUGCAUGUACAAAUGUCUCAUUUUGGAGAGUGGCUGAGAGCAGAUGCUGUUGCCUCAGGAAUGUUUCUUCCCUCAGCUCAGGCCUGCGAGGAACUGCUCACAUUUCCAAGCCUGGGACAGCCGGCAGCUCUUUCCUUUUUCUAAACAGAGUGGAUUUAUUCUAUAGACAGAGACUGUGCUCAUCGCAGGGUUGAGAGCAUGCUUUUUGAAGGGAAACACUCCCUCAGUUUAGGGAAUCACUUCAGGGCCUAACUCCUACCUGAUAUCUGAGCAAAGUUUCCAGCCCAGACAGUGAUUAGUGAAUGAGUAAUUAGGCAAGCAGCAAAUAAAUUACUGUUAUGUGAUAAGAGUCAUGGGUAAAAUCUUCCUGGGGAUCUGCGGGAGGUGGCACAAAUACUGACAGAUAAAUGCAAUGGUGUUUUGAAGUUUUUGUUCCUGGUCUAUUUUUCUCUACAGGAUAUCACCCUAUCUGAAGUUUUAUAAUAAAGAUACUUCCUGCAGUGUAAAUGCACAAUCUUGGCACCUGAGGAACUCCCCUGUCCUGUCACUGAUUAUCUCAGAUUGUGCUUUUUCUUCUAUCCUGACUGAUUCACAUAACCGACCAUUCCU